GUACUCCGACCACCACAAUGAUGCAACUACAUUGCUUGGUUCUCUUUUCACUGUGUUAUGGUGCACUUGCCAUGCCAAGACCACAAAACAAUGGUGUAAUCAGCUCUACAGAUCAGGAUUUUGCAGAGGAAUACCUAAAAAAAUUUUACACAUCAAAUGCUAGAGAUAGAACUUCAAUGACUGAGAAACUUGAGAUGAUGCAAAGAUUUUUCAGGAUGAAAGUAACAGGAAAGCUGGACAAAGAUACAAUGAAUAUAAUGAAAGCCCCAAGAUGUGGUAUGCCAGAUGUGGCUGAAUUCACUACGUUCCAGGGAAGACCAAGAUGGCAGAAAACCUCUAUUACCUACAGAAUUUUGAAUUACACCCCAGAUCUUCCAUCCAGCGUGGUUGAUGAUUCGAUCCAGAAGGCACUCAAUGUUUGGAGCCAAGUCACUCCACUGAGGUUCACUAAAGUCAACAGUGGAGACGCAGAUAUUCUCAUCCAGUUCAGAGCACGAACACAUGGUGAUUCUAAUCCAUUUGAUGGCCAAAGUGGGGUGCUAGCUCAUGCCUACGCUCCUGGAAAUGGGAUAGGGGGUGAUGCCCAUUUUGAUGAAGAUGAAAGAUGGACAAAUACCCGAGCAGGCUUCAACCUCUUCCUGGUGGCCGCUCAUGAAUUCGGUCAUUCCCUGGGACUCGGUCACUCUGACGACCGUCGGGCCCUGAUGUUCCCCACCUACCAAUCUGUAGAAGUGAAUAAUUUCCGCCUGUCACAAGACGACAUCAAUGGAAUCCAGUCACUGUAUGGUAGAAGGCGCAAGUAAUGUCUUAAGACACCAGUCAGAUGGUCCUUUAGCCAAGAGCGCAAUGACAGUAAAGCACAAUAAUGCUUGUGUGUGGGUAUAAACUUGCAAUGAAUAUUCAAUUAAAAGAUAUAAUAUCUGCAAAUAAAGAUGAUGCACAUAGUAAAAGUUAGCUUGCAGCAAUUUCAAUAUAACUAUAUCUACGCCAAUAAUCAGGUGCUAAAUGCAAGUAAAACUGUAUAAGGAAGGGUUUCUCAACAAGGGUGCCUCCAGCUGUUGCAAAACCACAACUCCCAGCAUGUCCGGACAGCCGAAGGCUGUCCGGGCAUGCUAGGAGUUGUGGUUUUGCAACAGCUGGAGGCACACUGGUUGGGAAACACUGAUAUAAGGAGUAGUACUCUACAUAUGUUGUAUAUUAAGGACUUGAAAAUGGUGGUCCAGGGGAAUUCUAUUACACAGACUAAAGGGGAACUCCAGUGGGGAAAAAAAAAAUUCAAAUCAACUGGUGCAAGAAAGUUAAACAGAUUUGUAAAUCACUUCUAUUUAAAAAUCCUAAUCCUUCCAGUACUUAUCAGCUGCUGUAUAUGCUACAGAGAAAUUUGUGAAGUUCUUUCCAGUCUGACCACAGUGCUCUCUGCUGACACCUCUGUCCGUGUAAGGCACUGUCCAGAGCAGGAGAGGUUUGCUAUAGGGAAGUUUUUCCCUGGAAUACCCCUUUAACCCCUUAAGGACUCAGCCCAUUUGGACCUUAAGGACUCAGACAAUUUUAUUUUUACGUUUUCGUUUUUACCUCCUCCCCUUCAAAAAAUCAUAA
Messenger RNA from Hyla sarda, 1596 nucleotides. RefSeq names its product matrilysin-like. The record is from RefSeq and is a predicted model, not a curated record. Bases 18 to 803 code for a protein of 261 amino acids. NCBI's taxonomy places the organism in Eukaryota, Metazoa, Chordata, Amphibia, Anura, Hylidae. The transcript is spliced from 5 exons. Gene Ontology annotation, cellular component: extracellular matrix. Gene Ontology annotation, molecular function: metalloendopeptidase activity; zinc ion binding. Gene Ontology annotation, biological process: collagen catabolic process; proteolysis; extracellular matrix organization.